AUGUCGCAAUCAUGUUCGAUACAAACAUGUAAAUGUACAUCACGUGUUUUAUGUCAAUGUUGUAAUCAAUUAUUUUGUCGAAAUCAUUUCAUGGAGCAUGAUGAUGAAUUAAAUUUAAAAUUAAAUCCAUUAAUUGAUCAAAUUAAUAUAUUAACUGAUCAAUUGAAUACAUUUGAUAUUAAUAAACUUAGGAAUGAUUCAUUGAAAAAAUUAAAUCAAUGGCAUGAUGAAUGUCAUCGUAUUAUUGAAGAUUAUUAUGAACAAAAAUGUGAAGAAUUAAAUAAAUUUACUUAUAAAAUACUUGAUCGACAACGUGAAGAAAUUGAUAAAAUACGAUUUCAAAUAAAUGAAUUAUUAGAUAAACAAGAAACUACAUAUGAUGAUAUUAAUUCAUUAACAUUAUCAAUCGACAGAUUAAAACAAAAUCUUAAUGAAAUAGAUCAAUUAUCUAUUAAUGUUAAUAUAUCUCCAUAUAAAAUUAAUAAAGAAUUAAUUAGUUUUGAUCAAUCAUGUUUACAAGAAUUUAAUUUAUUAUCUAUUUUAUCAUCCUAUUCAACAAUGUCUCGUUUAAAUAAAAGUUCGAUUGCACUUGUUAGUAAUUAUCAAAACUUAUUAAUACAUCAAAAUUCAAAUCUAUGUUUAAUUGAUGAUGAGCUUACAAUAACUAAACAAAAAGAAUGGAUUUAUGAUUCAAUCAUACAUAUGUGUUGGUCAUCAGUAUUAAAUUCUUUUAUAAUUAUAACAGCGAUUGAUAUUUUUCUUGUUUAUGAAGAUUUAACUUUAAUUCAACGUAUAGAAUCGAUUGAAGGAAGACUUUGGCAAUCAUGUGCAUGUUCUAAUAGUUCAUUAUAUUUAUCAACUGGAACUUGGGAUUCAUCAAUUCGUGAAUAUAGUUUAAUACCUUCAAUAAAAUUUGUUAAACACUGGAAAAUCACGCAAGAUAAAACACAAAAACAACGUAUUGAUAAUAUAAUAUAUAAUAAUAAAACACUUGCUUUAACGAUUAAUAAUAGUAUUAAUCAAAUAAAAUCAAUAGAAUUACGAUCAACAGAAACAUUUGAUCGUUUAUGGUCAUGUCAACUUAAUAUUGAUUAUAAUGAAACAGUUAUUCGAUGUUGUUUAUCAAGUCAUAAUCAAUGGCUUGUAUUUGAUUGGAAAACAUGCAAAAUUUUACAUAUUACACAAGAUGGAAAAGUCAAAGAAAGUUACACAUAUAAAACUGAACCACUUUAUGUAAAUUUUUUUCGUUCAAAUAUAUUAGUUAUAUCAACUAAUAAAGAUAUCAAUUUUCAUAAGCUAUAA
Molecule: messenger RNA, 1302 nt
Organism: Adineta steineri
Lineage: Eukaryota; Metazoa; Rotifera; Eurotatoria; Adinetida; Adinetidae
Source: the annotation of a GenBank genome assembly